AUGGAAAGGGCUGCCAAGGAUUUGAAGUUUGCAUUGGUGCUGAAAUUCCUCUUUGCAAGGCCGUCUAUUGACGUUCUUCGGAGGCAGAUUAUUCAAUCUUGGGGUUUAUCUGAGGUUCCAAUGAUUAGUUUUAUGGAUAACUAUCAUGUGUUGUUGCAUUUGGCAAAUGAAAAAGACUACGUUCAUGCGUGGGCAAGAGAAGGACGUUUGGUGGCUGGGUGUCAGUUUAGACUGUUUAACUGGUCCGUGAAUUUUGAUGUAAACAAGGAGCCAUCGAUUGUACCACAAUGGAUAUAUUUGCAAGGUUUGCCUUUACAGUUAUAUAGAUUGGAUUGUUUACAGAGUUUUGCAAACAGAUUUGGUAAAUUUUUGGGUACGGAUAAUGCCACUUUAUAUCGCACAAGAGCCACUGGUGCUAGAUUGUGUGUUGAGGUAGAUUUGCAAAAGGACCCUAUUGAGGGUUUUCCAUUGGUUGUAGGACAAAAACAGAGUUGGCAAAAGGUAAUAUAUGAGAAGAGGGGUUUCUAUUGUAAGAAAUGUUGUAGGCAAGGACAUACAAAAGUGGUUUGCCGUGUUGGAGUAAUGGUUAAAAGGAAGGAAGGGGUGAGGAAGGAGGGAGAAGGGUUAGUUUGGAAAGAAGUGGGUAGAAAAGAAAUUGAGGUAGUGGAAGAGGAGGGCCAGGUUUUGCGAAUUCAGGGGCAGGGGGAGGUGGAGACACCGAAUGAGGAGGUGCAAGGUUCAUUGAUUUUGAGUGAAAAAAAUAAAGAAGUAGUUACUGUGGUUAGUGAGGAAAAUAAUUUUAUAAGGGAGGAAGAAAAUUUGGGGUUGAAAAAUUCUGAAGAGGAAGUCGAAUGUGGUAAUGAACCUGGUUCAGGGUUUCUAAGUGUGCAGGUUGAGGUGGGAGGUUGUUCUAGAUUGGUUCAGGAAAAUGGAGAUGCUAAAAGUAUGGAAAGAGGGGAGGUUCUCAUGGAGGAUGUGAUGGAGAUGGAGGGGGAAGAGGAGGGUGAGGUGGAAAAAAUUAAUGAUGAGGUGUUAUCUGAGGGAGAUGUGGAGGUGGGUAUGGAUCAUCAAAAAGAUUACUGUUCAGAUCCAGCUUUUCAAGAUGUGGAGAGGUUAAGAAGGUGGACGGGGUAUUUGCAAUUUACAAAUUUUUGUGCUAAUGUGGUGGACGGUGGAAAGUUAUGGCUGUUCUGGAAAGAUGAGAUGCAGGUAGAUGUUGUGGGGAGUUCAAAUCAAUGCUUGACAAUCUUAUUAACAGAGCAUAGAAGCUCUUUGCUUCUUACCUUUGUUUAUGCUAAAUGUUCACCAAUUGAGAGGAGGGAGUUGUGGGAACAGAAUCAAGGAAUUUCCAGUUUUGAGGUACCGUGGAUAGUUAUGGGAGAUUUUAAUGUAAUUCGAUCGGAUGCUAAAAGGGUGGGAGGAAGACCUCGAUUGGGUUCCUCUAUGGCUGAUUUUAAUGGAUGUAUUGAUGGCUGCAGGUUGUUGGAGCUGAGAUUAGAAGGAGGAAAUUUUUCUUGGUGUAAUGGACACCAAGGUUUAGCGAGAUGUUGGGCAAAGCUGGAUAGGGUGCUGAUUAACAAUAUUUUUGCUGACAAAUACAGUGAAGCUAAGGCAUCCUUGUUGAAAAGAAAUACGUCAGAUCAUUCUCCGAUUCUUCUAAAACUGGUUGCAAAUAUGGAGAGGUAUGGUCCUGUGCCAUUUAGAUUUCAGAACAUGUGGACGUCACAUGUCGAUUUUUUGAAUGUGGUUGGUGGUUCCUGGAAUGAACAUAUAGUGGCUGAUUCAGAGUUGGAGGAAAGGGUGGAAAGAUAUGAGAUUUUACUUCAAGCUGAGUAUUCUGAAGCAGUUGAAAAGGAGUUUCUUAUUUCUAAGGCUGAAUUGGAGUUAUGGUAUAAAAGGGAAGAGAAAAGAUUAGCGCAGCAAGCUAAAAUAAAAUGGUUAUCUGAUGGUGACCAAAACUCCAAAUUCUUCCAUGCGGUGGUGGCACAAAGAAGACAGAACUCAUGUGUGAGAUCCAUGACGUUGCCUGAUGGGUCGAUAUUGGAAAAUAUGGAAAUGGUUCAUAAUAGUGCUGUUAAUUAUUUUGAACAGUUUUUAGGUCAGGAUAAUUCGGUGCAGAGGCCAAAUUUGAGUAGUAUUAUUCAGCCAGUGAUUUUUGAGGUUUCUAAAACAAAGCUGAAGGAGGAACCGACUAAGGAGGAGGUAUAUGAAGCUGUUUCUUCUAUUUCAGUGGACAGCAGUCCGGGCCCGGAUGGUUUUGGGUCAGCUUUCUAUAUUACCUGUUGGGAGAUUGUUAAAGAAGAUGUGAUGGCAGCGGUGCCUGAAUUCUUUAAAGGUGAGCUGUUGCCUCAGUUCUUUUGUUCUUCAUAUAUUGUUCUUAUUCCAAAGGUAAAGGAACCUCAAUUUUUUGAUUAG
Messenger RNA from Juglans regia (Persian walnut), 2415 nucleotides. RefSeq lists its product as uncharacterized. NCBI's taxonomy places the organism in Eukaryota, Viridiplantae, Streptophyta, Magnoliopsida, Fagales, Juglandaceae. The record is from RefSeq and is a predicted model, not a curated record. Bases 1 to 2415 code for a protein of 804 amino acids. The transcript is spliced from 3 exons.